Molecule: messenger RNA, 3007 nt
Organism: Marmota monax (woodchuck)
Lineage: Eukaryota; Metazoa; Chordata; Mammalia; Rodentia; Sciuridae
Gene: Tigit
Product: T cell immunoreceptor with Ig and ITIM domains
Exons: 4
Coding region: 120-863 (247 amino acids)
Biological process (GO): negative regulation of T cell activation; positive regulation of interleukin-10 production; negative regulation of interleukin-12 production
Cellular component (GO): cell surface
Molecular function (GO): signaling receptor binding
Source: RefSeq, a predicted model, not a curated record
UCAGUUUUUCCGAGACCCUCUUUCCUCACAGGCUCGGUUUCAUCUUGCCAUCUGCAGUCGGCCAGUUUCAGUCACAGAAGAGGCCACAUCUGCUUCCUGUAGGCCCCCUGGGCAGAAGCAUGCACUGGUGCCUGCUCCUGAUCUGGGCCCAGGGCCUGAGGCAGGCUCUCCUCCUCGCCUCAGUUACAACAGGCACAUUUGUGAUGAAGGGGAACAUUUCUGCAGAGGAAGGUGGCUCGGUCGUCUUACAGUGUCAUCUCUCUUUCACCAUGGCUGAAGUGACCCAAGUCAACUGGGAACAGCAGGACCAACUUCUAGCCAUUUGUCAUACUGAAUAUGGGUGGUAUAUCAACCCGGCCUUCCGUGAGCGGGUGGCCCCGGGCCCUCACUUUGGCCUCAUUUUCCAGUCACUGACCAUGAAUGACACAGGGGAGUACUUCUGCAUCUAUCACACCUACCCUGAUGGGAUUUACAAGGGGAGCAUCUUCCUGGAGGUCCUAGGAAGCUCAGAGCGCAGCGUCGGGUUCCAGGUCCCAUUGCUUGCAGUGCUGGGGGUCAUCUUCAUAGCAGUCAUCGGGAUGGUGGCAUUGGCUAAAAAGAAGACAUCUUUCAGAAUCCCUUCGGCGGAAAGCGACCUCAGGAGAUCACCCCCUGCAAGCGACCUCAGGAGAUCACCCCCUGCACGGCAGGAGUGGAGCCCCAGCAUCUCCUCGUCCCCUGGAAACUAUGUACUGGCAGGAGCUACCCCUGCUGGCCUCUGCAGUGUGCAGAGGGAAAAUGACUAUGCUGAGCCUCAUGACUACUUUAAUGUCCUGAGUUACAGAAGCCUGGGCAGCUUCAGCUUCCUCACAGAGACUGGUUAGCAAUCCGAGGCAUCUCCCGGGAGAUAUGUUCCUGGCUUUGUAUUAUGGAUGGAUGUGUAAGCCUCUGUUCUCUCCAUCAAUCCUCUCUCUCUGUCUCUGUCUCUGUCUGUGUGUGUGUGUGUGUGUGUGUGUGUUCACUUGAGUGAAUAGAUGUCAUCCUCUUCUCCAUCUUUACUUCCUUUGUCCUUCCCUUACAUUCCCUUAUUGCAGACCAGAAGUGAAUAACUUGCAUCUUGGUCAUGAAUGUGAAUUUAAACAAAACAGAAUAAAACAAAAACCAAAAAACACACACACCCCAAAACCCUUGACCUGGCUUUGCAUCUAGCAUUUUGAGCAGACCCUGUGACUCCAAGAAACACACUCCUCAUGAUAGUGCCACACUAUCCUCAUGAUAGUAUCCAUAAUUUCCAGAUAGGCAGGAUUUUGUGCUCCAGGGUUUGUGGUAGAUGAUGAUAAUGAGACAGGUACAAAGCCACCCUUGUAUCAUGUCUCCUUGUCAUUUUCAUAAAUAUUCAUUCAUUCAAGGCAAUUUAUGAAUGAGACAUAGGUACCAGCCUCUAUGGUGAAGCUCAAGGGUGACUAAACGUUGUCUCUGCCCUUAGGAACAUACAGUGAAAUAGGGAGACAAUAUUUAUAUUAAAAUGUGAUAAGGAGAUGAAGACACAGGAUGCAGGUUUUCAGGAAGAGAUGUCGGUUCUGGGUGAGGUGUUAGCGUGGGUUUAGCUGUGGUGAAGUGGCUUGGGGUACAAAGGGAUCAAUGAGGCUGGACUGGUUGUGGAGGACAAGUUUUGUAGGGAACAGGCAGGAACUAAAGUCUAUGCAGGUAAAAGUUCCAGGCACCAACCAAGGCACCUCAGAUUUUAUUCUCUGGACAGGGAUUCAAGUCUCCUUUUUUUUUUUGUGAUAUAUUCAAAGUCCGAAUGUGAUGGCCUCAUACAGAAGACCCCAGGCUCUUUCAACCCCAUGUGCUGGGAAGCCCCCAGGCAAUAUGUGUCCACUGAAGAAACUGAGUCCUGGCAUCUGGGUCAAGAUACACCUUUUCUGGACCAAUCUACCAGUGAUCCACUGAAAAUAGAACCUGUUUCCCACCAAAAGGAAAAAUCUGGGUAAAGAGGGGGUAGAUAAGAGUAUGUGGGUGAUAAAAGGUUUCAAAAGUAAACACCAUUAAACUGGCUUCUUUGAACACUUUUAUCUACUCCCGGACUUCUUUGUGUCAGGGAUGGGGCAUCUGAGCAGUUCAUUUCUGUUGAACUGUAUUUAAACCAAAUUUAAAAGACUUGAUCCUUCUACCAACUCUUCGAGGGAAUUACCAGUGAAUGAUUUCCUUUCACGGCACUGGAAUUGAGAGAGACUGUGAAACAAGGCUGUCUCUCAUCAACGGCUAAAACAAAGAAACAGCCUGGGGUUAAACAAAAAGACAGUUCAACUCCUAUUCCUCCUUAUAUUUGUAUUUUUCUCACCUUCCUUCCAAAUGGGUUUGUAGUCAGAAGCAGUGGAUUGAAAUCUGUCCCAAGCUCUGGUCCUUUAGAAGAGAGAUAAGUAUAAAAUGCUGUUGUUUUCUGUGGCAAUUCACAGUAUUUUUCUUGCAGAACUAGGAAUGAAAAUUGGUUGGGAGUAGAACACAAUUCAUGAAUUAGAGAUGAACUAAAAUGAGAUGACAGAGAGGGAGUGGUGCUUCGAUUUGGAGGAGCUGUAUAUCGAGCGAAGGUUGGACUGAGAGUUGGUCCUUACUUAACAUAGUUUUGGUCAUUGGGAGAUAUUUCCAAACCAUUGAGAUGGUGAUAAAAUUCCAAAGAUGCUGGAAAUGGUCAGACUACCAAAUGAGAUUCAGUUGGAUAGAAAAUCAAUUUCAAAAUAUAAUUCACUAAACUAGAUUGUCCUCUGAGAACACAAUCCCUCACAGAUUCCUGGGGACAUGUGAUGUCUAGGACAGUAGCCAUUUUCCAUGUGUAGCCGUCCACUCUUGAGGGAGGUUAAUCCAACCUGGGAUGAGCUGUGCGCAUAAAACACAUGCCCAAUUUUGAAGACAAUAAGAAUCAUAAAAAUAUAAACUAUCUCAUUUGUAAUUUAAAAACAUCGAUUACAUGUCAAAACAAUAACAUUUUGGAUUUAUUGGGCUAAAUAAAAUGUAUUAUUAAAAGUGA